Messenger RNA from Cinara cedri, 11672 nucleotides. The record is from the annotation of a GenBank genome assembly. NCBI's taxonomy places the organism in Eukaryota, Metazoa, Arthropoda, Insecta, Hemiptera, Aphididae.
UGACUUUUCGUUUUCACUUUUUCAGUGAUUGUAUGGGUACUCGUCAUGGCCGUUGUUUAUUCGAUUUUUUCACUUUAAUUCUAAUUUCUAUUCGGAAAUUAAUAUUUAAUUGCAUGCGAUCCUUAGCUAUCAUGGCUACUAAGAGUUCCUAAGAUUGCGGUUGUGAUUAUCAUCAUUUUUACGAUUUGUCGCGACUUUACUUAGAGAUUUUUUUUACCAAUAAAUAAUAGUACACAGGUUAGUAACAAUGGCGGACAUUGUACACAUUAUCAGUACUUUCAGUGUUCGAUUAUUAGUGAAAUGUGAACUACUACCACUAUAUGUCUAUAUACGCAUUAUUUCCAAACCAACUUAUAUAAUAUAAUAUUAUUUAUUAGUACUACCUAUGUUUAUUUAAUUAUUCAGAUGUCAAUAUUCUAUUCUCUCUUCUAAUCAUAUUACAUUUGAUUAGAUGUUAUAUUAUUGUUUGCGGUUAACUUUUGUUUAGUUUUAUGGAGGCUAUAAUUUUGAAUGCCAUUAAUUUAUAUAAGUAUUAUAACUAGGUACUCAGUAGAACUUUUUUUUUGUACGAAGUCUAAAACUUAAAUACUUUAAACUUAAUACUAUAACUUAAAAACUUGAAUACAUAGGUAAUUAAAUUUAAAGUGUUUUCAAUAAAUUAUUAAAUAUUGAUUCACUAAUUAAAAGUUUACACCUAAUCAAUUUGAAAGUAUUGAUUAUUUAAAAAUAAUAAUGUUGUGUAUAGACAUUGAUUUUAUGAAAUACUAGUAUUAAAAAAUCAAUGCCAUAAACUAAUGGUUUUUGCGACUAUAGAAUCCCAGAAUCCAAAAUAACUUAUUUACAAAUUCGAAUUAAUACAAUAGUGAUUUCCGUUGGUUUUCAUUGAAACUAAAACUCUGUUUCAAAAUAGUUCUAUAGUAUUGCCUAUCUGCGUAUUAUAAAAUCAUUAACAUAAGUAACAUUAACAUUGUAGUUAGCAUAUGAAACUAGGUUUAAUGCUAUAUUUUAUUUACACUAAGAUAUUUCUGAUUUAUUUUAUCACGUUUAUUUAUUCAAUAUAUGUUAAUCUUUUGUAUAAUUUAACAUUUUCGCAGUGAACCAUUGUUAGGCUUGAUUGAAAACAUAUUUGUAUCAAAAUGAUGGCAGACAAAUUAUUUAAAGCUGUUAAAAUAGGAUUGCCUGAAUGUUACAAAUUACCGCAAAAAGCUAAAGAUAUUUUGAACACCGCAGUAAGAUUAUUUUUCUAAAAAUCAAACAAUUUUAAAAUAUAUUAUAACUUAUUAAUGCUUAAAUCAUAUUAUGUUUUGUUUAUACAGAAUAAUUCACUAGAUGAUCUAGAUAAAAAUGAUGUUAAAACGUUAUGGGUUUUGUUACAUGAUUGUAUUAAGGAAACAUCAGUAUUAAAAGAUACUAUUCAAGAUAUAGAGCUAUUAAAAAGUUAUCAAUGUGUUUUAAACCUAGUUCAUUGUGCUAUUCUUUGUACUGUAGAGAUAAGUUGUAUAUUUCAAGAUGAACAUUUAACGAACAGCAUUAUGGUAUUUCAAAGUUUUUACUCACUAAAUGUCAAGAAAAAGGUAAUUGUAUAACUUUUUAAACAAUAUUCAUUACCAAUAAUUAUGUAAUGACAUAGUUAUAAAUAAUAGGCAUAUGAAGUCUAAUAAAAUAAUUAUAAUUUUUUUAGAAAUCCAAUUGAAAUAUAGAAAACAGUGUUUCAAAAGACAUUUGAUUACUAUUUAUUUAAUUGGCUCAAUAUUUUCAUCUCAUUAGUCAACUUUACACUGUUUAUAUUUUAGUUUUCAUUCAAUAAAUAUUUUUAAUUAAUAUUUAUUUUGGGGUUUUACAUUUUUUUUUUUUUAAGUGCAGAUUUUUUUUCUAACAAAUCAUAUGAUAAGUAUGGGUACUGGUUUGUUUUAGCGAGUGAAAACUUUAUGGCCCUGCCACUCAGGUUUGUUAUCGGCCUGCCAUCCAUAUAACAAUAAAUACAUUAUAUCAAUAUAUCACCAAAUUAUUAGAUUAAUAAAUAAACUCAUUAUUUUCUAUAUUGAUUUAUUAUAUUAUUGAUUAUUUAUGAUAAACACCUAUGGUAGGCACCUAAUAGUAAUAGUAUUAAACCGUCUAAUUAUUUUGUAUGAUGUAUUUAUUGCUAUAUGAAUGGCGGGUGAUAACAAACCUGAGUGGCUGGGCUAUAAAGUUUUUAUAUGUGAAUAAGUAUUUCUUUAGGUUUUACAUGGUAUAAAGGCAUAUUGAAUAAAUAAGUACCUAAUUUCUUUUUCUAUUUUAUAGUAUCUUUUCUUGAAUUUUGUAUAUUUUGGAUUAAUAUUUUUAUUUGGUACACAUGUAUGAAUUUUAAUUUUCAGUUUAAACUGGAAAUAAUACAAAUGUACCUAAGUUUUUGGAAAUUAUAUAAUCCAUAUAAAAACGGAACAAUAUCUGAAGAUAUAGAUGAAAUAACAACUAAAAAUAUGAUUUUUAAUGUUGAUUAUUUAUUUGACACAAUUAAAAGCACUACAGUUAAAUCUGAUAUGGUGAGAUAUAUAAUACCUAUUUUGUAAAUAAGCAUUCACUAUUGUUUUAUUUACAUGUUUAGGACACAUUAGCCCUUAUAUUGUGGGAAUUAUGGAACCUUAUGAAAAUAAUAUUACCAUCAGAUAAACCAAAAUUGGAUUUAUUCUUGUUGAAUUUGGAAAACCAUUUAGCAAAUUGUAAAAUGUAUUUGGAAACAGAAACAGGAAAAUUGACUUUUGCAAAUGUAUUUACAAUUAAUGAAGAGUCAUUUUUGGUAAUAUAUUUGAAUUUAUACUUAUAUAUAUAUAUAUAUAAUGUACUUCUAAUAAAAUGUUCAGAUUGUUUAUUAGAAUAUAUGGGUUAACAAGAAGAUAUCCAAGUUAGACAAAAUGAAUAAAGACAAAUAGACAAAAUAUUUUUUUAAUAAAAUCUAUCAACUAAUUUGUUUAUUUUAUAUUUAUAUUUAAAUGUUGGGGUGUUUUCUAAUACCAAACUUUUGAGCAGACCAAGUUUUUUUUAUCCAUUUAAAUUUGAAAAUAGUAUGUGAAAUGCCAUGACUUCCAAUUUUCAAUAUAAUUUGAAAUUUAUUAAACCUAUAUUAAAAAAAAAAAAUUUCAGCUAUUGAUUUUUAAUCUUUUUAUAGUGUUAUAAAAACACCUUAUGAUAAAUCUUAUUGUUUACAAUUUUUGAGCAUUUGUAAAAAGCCUAAUAAAUUUUAUCCACUCAAACCAAAUAAAUACUAAAAUACUUAAAAAAUGUCACCAUAAAUUUCACAAGAAAGAGCUAAUAUAACUCUUCACUGCACAUUUUUUGACAUUUUUCAUAAAUUCGACUGCAAUAUGAAAUCUGGAAGGCUUUGUAUAACUUUUAUGAAUUUAGUUAUUAUAUUUAGUAAUAAGUGACAAACUUUAUGUAUGUAUAGUUUUAAAUAAACUUAAUAUUAAAUAUUUUCUAUAGAAAUUUCACGAAUUAUUAAGGAAUAAUUUACCAAAAUCAAAUAAAGCAAUAAUUGAAUUAUAUAGUGAAGUAUAUUUUAUUGCAUGGAAAAUAUCAGAUGAUGACAUGCGAGAAGUAAUAAAUAUUUGAAAAUACAUAUGCAAAUUUUUUAAAUUUUUUAAAUUCUUGAAUUUGAAAUCAUAGGUAAUCCAACAACAAUCAUUAUCUGACCUACUAUGUUCAGCAAUUAAAUUAAGACGUGAAGGUAUGUCUUAUGUUACUUUUUGUAAAGUUGCAAUUUUCUUAGAAGGCUUGCUGAAACAUAAAACAGAUAUCACGUUCAGCAGAGUUAUUACUCAAUUAUUUGCCCCUAUUUUUUGGAGUUAUUUAGUAGUAUGCAUUUCAGUUAAACCUAAUAUUUAUAUAUUUAUAUAUUUAUUUAUUUAUGGUUUUAAAAUAGAAUAGGUAUGCUAUGGUCAGAGCCAAUUGCAUUUACCUUUUUUCCAAAGUUUAUCCUUUAGAAAAAAGAGAGGAAAUGUAUGAUGUAUCAGCAACAUUUUUAAUUAGGCAACAAAAUGCAUUAAUGAAUGCAUUGAGUGACAGUUGUUAUAGAAUUCAAAUUUUAGCUAUAAAAGUAAGUAUUAUUAUAAAUAUCAGUCUUUAAUGAUUUAUUUGAGAUAUCCAAAAUCUAUUAAUUGUUUUUAUCCAAAUUUAUAAUUAGGAAACAAUAGUUUCUAAUAAUGAUAUUAUAUUUGUAUAAUUUAAAAUUUCAAUUAAAAAUUGCAGUAAUUAAUAAUGCUCAAAAUGCUUGCUCAAAAUUGUGUUUCAUUGUACUUAUAUGAAUUGAAUUCUUUAUAUCCUACCUUUUCAAAUUCCCAACCACAAAAUAAGUAUUAUUAUAUUCAUAUUAUUUUUAUUUAUUAGUUUAUUACCAAUCAAAUAUCAACCUUUUUUUUAUUCUCUAAACAAAAUCUACAGAAUUUUGAAAAAAAAUCUAACUCUUUCCAAGAUAAUAAAUACUCUAGAUAGUUUACUUUAUAUAGUACAUACCUAUUCAUUUUUGAUUUUAAACAUUUGAAUUCAACUGGCUUAUUUACUGUAUGUAUGUUAGUUUAACUAAAUUAUAACUUAUCUUUACAGGGAAUUAGUAUGUGUAUGAGAAAAUUUUGGAAUACAUUUAAUGAAUAUCAGAUUAUUAAAUGUUUUGAAAUAUUUUUAAGUUUAAUUGAAGGAAAUAAUAUUGAUGUACGUAAAGCGGUAUUCCAUGGUUUCACUGUGUUACUGGAUAUAACUGAAUCACAUAUUUAUUUUAAAAACUCUGAAAUGUUUACUAAAACUAAGCAAAUACUGAUGAAUGAAAACGAAAAAAUUAAAGUUCGACGUUCUGUGUCACAUUUUUUAUUGAAAGUUAAAAAAGUUGACAGUAAGUCAAAGGAUGCUGCUACAAUUAAAUAUGAAGAAAUAGUUAAUUUACAAGAUAUUUCCAUUAUAUUUGAUGUAAAUUAAAUUUUUUUUUGUAAAGUUUCUGUAAUUAUUAUUUAUUGUAUAUUUUGUUUUUAGAACAAUUGUGAGGAAAUUAGAUGUCUUUUAGUUGAUUUAAUUUUUGACUAUUUUUAUGGAGAUAAUGUACAGGAUGAAAAUGUUACAAUUAUGAGAUUAACUGAGUUUUACAAAAUUAAUAAAACAUCUUUUCACAAUAUGAUAUUUUUCACAAAAAAGACACUAAAUUUUAACAAUGCUUGUAAAUUUAUGCUUAUGUUGUUGCGACAUGUGUAUUGUUUAUUUAAGAAAGCAGAACAUUUGGAAGACACAAAUAUAGACUACAGUAUUCGGUUCAAAAAGCUUAAAAUAAAUUCUGAUUCUGGUAUCAAAAAUUAAUGUUUAUAAUUUAUAUAAAUUAUUCAAAGUAUACUAAAUAUAAGGAAAUAUUUCAGAAAACAUUGGGGACAUAAAUACUUCAUCAGUUGGAAAUGAUGAUUACUACAGACAAAAUAAAGAUUCCUAUAUUUGUUGUAUUUUGGAUUGUGUAAACUGUCUCAUAGUCGUCCAUGACAAUACAUUUACUGAGGAUUGUAAUCGUAAACAAUUUACAGAAAUUCAAGAUUUGUGCAUCUCAUGUAUUAUUGGAAUACUGAAGUUUCAUAAGGUAAUUAUUUUAUAUUUAGCUAAUGAUUAGAUAGAAAAAUAUUAAUUAUGUAUUAUGGGUUUGGUUAAAAAUAAUAUUUUCAGGUAUAUUGUGUUCUAAUAAACAUCAUAAUAUAUAUACAUUUAAUAAUUUUAUUGAUAUCUAAUAAAUGUAUAUUUUUAAGUGUGCAUGUAUAUUUUAGAUUCUUAGUCUAGUAGGAAAUGUAUUGGUUUUUUUACUAUAAUGUGGACUUUUUCUUUUUUUUCUGUUUGAAAAUGGUGUAUUUGUAAUGGUGUGGUCAUUUUCUAAUUUUCCUCAUAGUUUUCAAAAUAGUUGAAAAAAUAAAAAUAGGUACACAAUAAUUGUUUCUGUUAUUUUGUUGUUUUUGUGAUUUGGUUAAAAGUAAUCAUAGAAACCUGAAAUUCAUACAGAAUAUUUAUAUCAGACCAUUUAAAACAUAGUAAAAAUGUCCAAACAUUGUGGCUAUUCUUGAGCUAUUUAUAGGCAUUUGACAUUUUCGAGUUUUUUUAAAUGUAAUAUUUAUUUUUAAGCCAAUUAAAUUGUUUUAAUUAAUUCAUCAUAUAUUUUAUACUUGGUGGUAAAAAGAAAAUAGUUGAGCUUAAUGUCAUUUUUUUUAAGAAACUCACCCUACCUUUUCAAAUUUCCCCCUACAACAAUGAUACAUAUUUCAAAAGUAAAAACAAAUAUAUAAAUUAAAAACAAGCAAACAUGAGCCAAUACGUUUAAUUAAAAUUUCAAUCAAAGGCCAUAAAUUAAUAAUUUAUGAUGAAAAUUAAACCUAAAUAUCUUAAACAAUGUUUAUUGUGUUAUAGAAUGACAAAAUUUAUGUUAGUACUAUGUGUCUGGCAGCUUUAUUUCCUAUUUCAAAAAUAAUGGUUCAUACAUCUGCACCAAGUACAGCAUUAUCUACUUUAAAACAAUUUCCAAAUAAUAUGAUGGAAAUGGAAGAGACGAAUAAAGAUCUUCCAGUCUGCAUUACUUAUGCAUUGAGCAUGUGGAAUCAAAGCUACAAAAUAAUUCAAAUAGUGACUAAUUGGUUUGAGUAUGCCUUUAAAACUUUGGAUCCCAAUGCAACACUGGUAUAGUUUUGAAUUAAAAAUUAUUUAUUAUAAAUUUCAAUCAUAGGACUUAAGAAUUUGGGUAUAGAUAUGUUUUAUGAAAUCAAAAACUAAAAUAGUCUUUAUAUUUCAGACUUUCAGAACUAAAGAAAAAAAUGUCUUUGAAACAAAUUCAAAAGAAUGUAAACCAAAGAUUGGUAAUUUAUUGAUUACCUGCAUGUUAACAUGUAAUAAAUCACAACAGAAACUUAGAGAUUCUGGUAUUAACGAAUAUAAUGUUCAUGAAAUGAUUUUAUGCUUGGAGAAAAUUAAAGUAUGUCCUUAUUUUAGUUUAAAUAUAAUUUAGUAUAAAUGUACUUGUUAUUAUUAAAAAUCACCAAUAAAAAUAUUGAUGUUUAUCUAAUGUUGUUAAUUAGCCAACAAUUGAAAACCGGAUGUUUUCAGAUGAUAGUUUAAAUAAUAUAUUAACAGAUGAAGUUAUGAUUGAGUUAUUUUAUUUAUAUAUGAAAUUGCCCAUUAUAUACUACAAUUAUGAUAAGAGUCUCAGAAAUAAUAAAAUCAUAGAUCAUCAAAUGUCUGUUUUUGAUUGGAUUUUAGAGUUUGUAUAAUUGAUUAACUAGAUUUUGAUUUUAUAUAUGUAAGUAUGUAAAAAUAAUAUUAUGAAAUUUUUAUUUCAGAAAACUACUUGUUAAAGAUUUACAGCUUAAAUGUGACAGGACCAAAAUAUUUAUAGUCAGAAUAAUUAAAGUUGUUAAUAAUACUGUAUAUAAUUACAGUUUAAUGAAAAUUGGAACUCAUGUAUAUUUAAAUAAGUUUUUCAUAAUGUGUUCUUCAAUCAUUGAUAGUAAAAAUAUAUAAAAUUAACAUAAUUUAUUAAAUAACAAAUAGUAUAUUUUAAUUUUGAUGGUUAUUUAUUAGAUAAUUUAGGUGAAUGGAUUCUAUUACAUAUGAUAAAAACAUUGGGAGAAGGAUUAGGCUAUUUAUAUUAUCUGGAAAAUACGAAUUCUGCUAAAAAUGACGUGUCUACUUUAAACAAUUGUGUGGUAGCUAUCACUAAUAUUGUAUCAUUCUUUGAAGAUUAUAAGUCAACCGAAGAAGAUUUUAUAAUGUGUUUUGGAGUGAGUUUUUUUUAGAAUAUAUAAAAUUAAAAAACAUAAAUCAUUGCACCAUAGCGCCAUUAUGUUCAUACAAAUGACUUAAAAUUACAGUAGUAGUACAAUUUCUUUUUAUAAAGAAAAUUUAGUUAAAACAUAUUUUCUUUAUAAAGUUAUAUUUGUAUUGGUCUAUAAUUAUUAUUUAGUAUCAUCUGAUAGAAAGUUUAAAAUUGUGCCUUCUAUGGAAAAGUAUCUAUUGUUAAAAGAUAUAAAUAGAGGUUUUACAUAGUACAUUAUUUGUAUAUAUUUUUAUAUGAAUAUGCACAAAUAAUUGAAUAUUUCUUUAGUUUUUCCAAGUAAAAUAGCCAAGACAUAAAGAUUAGAAUUCAUAAGUGUUUGUUAAUAGAAAAUAGAUGUUUUAGUUACUAUUCAUACAGUUAAAAACUAUCUGUAAAAUAUUAAGAUUUUUUAGUUUUUUAAUUUAAAAAAAUAUAUGUGAAAAAAAAAACUAAAACAUUAAUGCUAAAAAUAUAUUUCAUUAACUAUUCCAAAAAGGAAUUUAUAAAUUAAAUAAUUUCAGGAGCCAAAAGUGUUUCUUAAAGAAUUUUGCAACCUGAUUUUGGAACUAAAAAGACUUAGUGCACCAGAUUUUCAUCAAGUUUUUUUGGCAUUUAUUGAAACUAUAAUGGUUAUUAUUGAUAAUGAAAUAAGAAAAGUAAGUAUUUUUAGUUUAUAUUUAUAAAUUUCAUAUAUUUUUUUUAUUAAUUUUCUGUUAUUUUUUGUUUUUAUUAUUCUGUUAAUACAUGUUUUAUUUUUUCAGAUUAAUAGUGUUGAUUUGAUUGAAAAUCCAAUUAUUAUACCAUUUUCUGGUUUCCUGUUAAUAAGAGUGAUUUUAAAUAAUUUGCAGUUGCUGAAUUAUUUUUCAGAUAAUAUAGUUCAAUUAUUUUCGUCUCCUAUAUAUCAAAAUGUAAAAUUUAAAUUUAUUUUAGAUUAAUCAUUUACAUACGUGGGCGUACCCGAAAGAAACCGAACUGAUGUUGGGUGGGACAGAGUUUUAGUAGUACCGAUUUUUUUCCGGUAGGGGCGUAUAAAUAUACUUCUCAACAUUCAAUAUGCUAACAGCAUAUUGAAUGCAUCGUGGAAGGUUGUGUUACAUUGGUGUGAUAUUUUUUUUAAAAGUUAUUUUUCGUACUCGUUUUUGUAAUGGCUGAUUUGCGUGAACAGCGCGGUCAUCAAGUUUUGCUUCCUGCUCGAGAAAACAGGCACAGAAACCCUUCAGAUGUUGAAAACAGCUUACAAAGGUGUUAUUUUAAGGAAAACUCAAGUAUUUGAGUGGUUUUCCUGUUUCAAAAGUGGUGAAAUGUUGAUAGACGACCAAACUCGCUUGUUGAUGCCCUUCGACAUUGACGGCGCAAACCAAUGAAAAUGUAGAAAAAAUUCACAAAAUUAUCCUGGAAGAUCAAUGGCAAACCAUCGAAGAAGUAGUGGAGAAAUCUGAUGUGACAUGGAGUUCAGUACAGAGAAUUUUAAGUGAAGAUUUGGUGGUGAGACGGGUGGCUGCAAAAUUUGUUCCUCGACUGCUAACUGAGCAGCAAAAACAAGGCCGCGUGGAAUCAUGCUCUUCUUUGAAAGAAUUCCAAAAUGACCCAAACUUCUUUUCCAAGGUCAUUACAGGUGACGAAUCAUGGUGCUAUGGAUAUGAUCCUGAAACCACCAACAAUCGAGCCAAUGGAAGACUCCAGCAUCGCCUCGCCCUAAAAAAGCUCGUCAAGUGAGGUCAAACAUUAAGACAAUGCUCAUUUGUUUUUUUGAUGUGAGAGGAGUCGUCCAUUCGGAGUUUGUUCCACCUGGUCAGACAGUUAACCAGGCAUUUUACCUAGAGGUGUUAAAAAGAUUACGCAACAGUUUGAGGCGAAAAAGACCUGAUUUGUGGCAGUCAGGAGACUGGUUUUUUCAUCACGACAAUGCUCCUGCUCACACAGCCCUUUCUGUACGGCGGUUUUUGACCAAAAAUGAUAUGACCACUGUGUCCCAUCCACCCUAUUCAUCCGACCUGUCUCCCUGCGACUUCUUUUUAUUCCCCAGAAUGAAAAGGAACAUGAAAGGAAAGUGUUUCGUGGACAUUGAUGAAGUUAAAAAAAAAAACGACAGAGGCGUUGGCAGGCAUCACAAAAGAUGAGUUUAAAAAGUGCUUGGAAAAUUGGAACAAAAGAUUGGACAAGUGCAUUAACUCCAACGGAGAGUACUUUGAAGGAAAUUAAAUGUUUUUUAUAAAAAAAUUAAAUAAAUAACUUUGUACAAAAAUAGUUCGGUUUUUUUUGGGUACGCCCUCAUAUAGGUUUAUUUAAUAAUUUAUUUUCUUUUCAUAUAUUAGGACUGUAUCAGAUUGUUAUCUGCGAUUAAUUUUAUUUUCAAUGUAACAUUUCAUUCAAGAGCACGCGCAAUUAAUUUUGCACCAAUUCUAAAAGUGCUAUUCAAAAUGUUAACAAAAUCUGAAAAUAACGCACCACUCAGUGCCUUUGACUAUGGAGAUUGCAAUUUCGAUAUCUCUAUUUUUGAAGUACCAUGUUCCAACAAGUAAGAAAUAAUUAUUUAUUAAAAUUAUUUAUUGUUAUUCAAUGAAUAUUUUUUUUGAUUUCAGCUUAAUGUAUAUAAAAGCAAAAGGGCGUGAUAUUUUGGUAAAUACAGCUAAAAAACUGCACUUGACUUUUUAGGUUGAUUGGUUUAAUUCAGGUUUUUUUCUUCUUUUUUUUAAUAGUGAAAAAUAUUUGUUUUUAUUAUGAAAAUACAAUAUUUUUUACUACCAAUGUGAAACUAAUAGUUAAAAUGUUCAUAUAGAUAAAACAUUUUUUUCUUGUAUUUUAAGGUGUCUUUUAAUAAAAGUACUAUUGAUGUUAGUUAAAGCUAGGAUUAAUUACUAAAAAUGUCUCCAACUUAUUAGUCUUAGGUAAGUUAAUAUAAAAAACUAAUAAUUUAACUAUUUUAUUAUUGUAGUUAUCAUAGAUCAUUAAGAAGUGGAUUAUGGAUAGUCCACAAUUUAAAAUUUAAAUUAUCUAGACUUUAAGUCUAAAAGUUACUCUAAUAGUUAAAUAAUUUGCCUCAAUUGGCCAUUACAGAGAUUAUAUAACAAAACAUUUAUACUAUUGUCAUAUUUGAAAACAAAGUUACUUUUUCUUUUUAACAUAUUAAAUUAAAAUAUAAUUUAUCUGAAACAACACGUUGAGUUAGAAAAUUUUAAAUAAUUAAAAUUGACUGAUUAAAUUUGCUAGCUUUGAUAUUUAUUUAUAUGUAUUUAUAUGUAGUGCCAUAAUAUUGUUCAUAAUUUACUUAAAAUUAUUAUUUCUUAUUUAAAAUGUAAUUAUUAAAUUUAUUUACUCACCAAUAAAAAUAUGCUGAAUAUAUAUUAUGUUUGUUUAAUAUAUAUCUUAUUUAUCUUUUUAUUUAUAACUAUAAUAUAAUUGUUUUAAACCAUUAUUAUGAAAUGAUGGUUAAAAUAUUUCAGUUAUUAUUUUAAGUUCUUUUAAAUAUUUAUUAAACAUUUUAGUAAUGAUAUAUUGCAUCAAUAAUAUUAAAAAUUAAUAUUGUUUACAUAUUUGUAUUUGUAAUAUCUAAUAAGAAUACAAUGUUGUCAUAACUUAGGGAUGCCAUAUUCUACAAGUAACUCAUUCUAUAUUUUAUAACAAUGUCCUAGUAAUUGUUUAAAAAUCUUGUUAAUAUCCCAUUUAUUCAAGUAUCUGAUUUAUGUGUCUUAUACAAAUAUAAAUUAUUCAUUAUUAUCAAUUUAUGUAAAUGUAUUUUCAUGAUAAGGAAUGUAUAUUUAUAUCACUUGGAAAGUAUUUAAAGAAUUUCAUAAAUUAUUUUGUAUUGCAUUUUUAUAUUAGAAGUAACUUUUUUAAUUUAUUUUUUAAUUAAGUCUUAUUUUAAUAUUAAAAA